AUGUUCCGCGCCGUGCUGCCCCUGACUAGCGGUCAACAGCUGAGUGUCCCGUCCAUCCUCGCCAUCAUUCUUAUGUCUGCCAGCUUGGCGCUGUUCAUCCUGCUCACAUCGACUACUCCACAUGCAGACCCCCCAUCCAGCGAUAUCACCCCUGUUCAAACGGGGUCAAAAGACGCCUACGUGCUCUUCCUUCCCACCUCAAGCAUGGAACAAUGGUAUCUCCGCUCAGCGCUCGUCAUGAUCUUCGCACUGACAACUGAUCCCCUAUUCAAAGACCCAGCGGGACGCGACGUGGUCGUACUCACAUCCAAUAUGACAUCCUCAGAAGAUAUCGCCGAGCUACAGGCCGCAGGCGCCAAAAUCCAUCCCAUCCCAUACCUCAUUGACGGACUCUUUCCGGACGUAUCUCAUACGUUUCCACGGUACAAGUACACCUUCAACAAAAUCUGGGUUUGGGACCUGGUACAGUACGACAGGGUGCUAUUCAUGGACGCGGACAUGAUCUUUACGCGCCCGUUGGCGGAUGUGUGGAUAGACCCGCAUGCGUGGCCCAAGUCGGGGUUGGCGGCUACAGCGGACCUCGGAGCGCAGCUGGACGGGACCUACUUCAAUUCGGGGUUCAUGAUGGUCCGCCCGGAUAGGGCGGUCUUUGAGGAGCUCAAGAAGGUGGAAUUGGAUGAUGUCUUCUAUCCAGAUCAGAAUCUACUGAACAAGUAUUACAGUCGGCAUGGCGAUAAACCGUGGGAGCCGCUGAAUCGGCACUUCCAAGCGCUACACCCCACAGCUAAGGAUAUAGCGGGAGGGGCAUACACAUUACAAGAAAAAGGCUGGAGCAAGGACACACCGUUUGAGGUCGGAAACAUCUGGUGGACGUGGUAUGGUCAGGCGCAGGAGAUUAGUGUACUGAGGAGAGUUUAG
Molecule: messenger RNA, 918 nt
Organism: Dioszegia hungarica
Lineage: Eukaryota; Fungi; Basidiomycota; Tremellomycetes; Tremellales; Bulleribasidiaceae
Product: nucleotide-diphospho-sugar transferase
Exons: 6
Coding region: 1-918 (305 amino acids)
Biological process (GO): protein N-linked glycosylation
Molecular function (GO): glycosyltransferase activity
Source: RefSeq, a predicted model, not a curated record